CAGGGAGAAGAGCAGCCACCCGUUCUUUAGAGGAAUCCAGAUGUGUCCCCUAAUGGAGAGAACAUUUUACCUCUGCUGGAGAGUGAAAGUAGCUGUCUGGAUAAGCUAUAAGGAGCACUUGUGGAGAAAUGCAAGUACAGUACACAUGCUAUGCUAGCCGAAGGUGAAAGCAUGGCAAGUUCAUCACUAUGUGCUGCUAAUACAUCAGCAUCUCAGAACCUUCGGAAAGUGUCUGGUUUUGUAGAAAAUAAAACCACACAGUGCUCAUUUUCCAUUGAGAGUAUUUUGGGACUGGAGCAGAAAAAAGAUGGCAUUCCAGCUGUGAAACCUCACAGACCAUGGAUGGACGCAUGCAACAACUUGAUUUCAGGUGAUGACACUAAUCCCCAUCUGCAAAUCCCUAUUGUUUGCUAUGAAAAUCCAUUAUUUCAUGCUAACAGUAAUCCAGUGCAAGAGGAAAAAGUUUUGAAAUGUGAAAAAUAUUUUUCAGUCACUGAAAGGCUAUCUUUCAAACGAGAAUUGAACUGGUACAGGGGUAGAAGACCAAGAACUGCAUUCACUAGAAACCAGAUUGAAGUCUUGGAAAAUGUUUUCAAAAUGAACUCCUACCCUGGCAUUGAUAUUAGAGAAGAGCUAGCUCGCGAAUUAGAUUUAGAUGAAGACAGGAUCCAGAUCUGGUUCCAGAACCGUCGUGCAAAGCUGAAAAGAUCACACCGAGAAUCUCAGUUUCUAAUGGUGAAAAAUACUUUCACCUCCAGCCUGCUAGAGUAGAAAGAAGGAUGGUUUGCUGUUACGGUACUACAAUAGAACAUGAAGAAUUAUUGGCAUUUUCAUAACUUGUAUUAAGUAAUGAUGAUAUACUAAUUAUUAUUUUAUCGCCAGAUUUGAAAGUUUAUCAUAAUUUUCAUUCAAAUAAACUGUAAAUACUUGAAGUAUUAUUAUAAUCUACUUUUUGUGGAAAAAGUGAACCUUUCUUCUAUAUUUUAAUAAAUAU
This is a messenger RNA of Cariama cristata (Red-legged seriema), 994 nucleotides long. It is a transcript of the gene HESX1, whose product is annotated as HESX homeobox 1. Gene Ontology annotation, molecular function: DNA-binding transcription repressor activity, RNA polymerase II-specific; RNA polymerase II cis-regulatory region sequence-specific DNA binding. The transcript is spliced from 5 exons. Lineage: Eukaryota; Metazoa; Chordata; Aves; Cariamiformes; Cariamidae. Gene Ontology annotation, biological process: pituitary gland development; regulation of transcription by RNA polymerase II; forebrain development. Gene Ontology annotation, cellular component: nucleus. The record is from RefSeq and is a predicted model, not a curated record. Bases 151 to 771 code for a protein of 206 amino acids.